Molecule: messenger RNA, 1704 nt
Organism: Meriones unguiculatus (Mongolian gerbil)
Lineage: Eukaryota; Metazoa; Chordata; Mammalia; Rodentia; Muridae
Product: sperm motility kinase X-like
Exons: 4
Coding region: 1-1704 (567 amino acids)
Biological process (GO): intracellular signal transduction; microtubule cytoskeleton organization; protein phosphorylation
Cellular component (GO): cytoplasm
Molecular function (GO): tau-protein kinase activity; protein serine/threonine kinase activity; ATP binding
Source: RefSeq, a predicted model, not a curated record
AUGGCGUUCCAUGUGCCCACUGUGACCUGUGUGGCUGUAAAAAUCCUUAGAGAUAAGAAGUACAACGCGAUUUUUAACAAUGAGAUCACCAUUAUGAAAUCCUUGAACCAUCCAAAUAUCGUCAGGCUAUUUCACGUGGUGGAGACAGCAGAGACCACCUACCUGGUGAUGGAGCACGCCUCUGAGGGAGAGCUGCUGAGGCACAUCCUGGAACGGGGGCCUUUAGAGGAGAUUGAGGCCCAAAGGAUAUUCACACAGAUCGCACGUGCUGUGGAUUACUGUCAUGAUAACCGAGUUGUCCACAGAGACAUUAAAGCCACAAACAUCCUGUUGGACUGCAGAGGGAACUCCAAACUGAUAGAUUUUAGUCUCGCUGUCAAAGUGACUCCUGGGCAGAAACUGCGGGGUUUCUGCGGCACUGGGCCCUAUUGUGCCCCAGAACUCUUUGCACAGCACGAAUAUGAAGCUUAUCCCGUUGAUGUGUGGUGUUUGGGGGUUCUACUCUUCCUCAUGGUGUCUGGACGUUACCCUUUCCAGGCCAGUUCGUUUGCAGGCAUGAAGAACGAGGUCACCUCGGGCAACCUUCAAAUUCCUCACCAUGUGUCCAUCAAUUUUUCCAAUGUCAUCCUCGAUCUACUGAGAAUCAAUCCCGGCAGGAGGCCCACCAUCAAGGACAUCAUGAGGUGCCCCUUGAUCAGGACCGGUGAGGCACGUUCGCCACCUAUAGUGUCUACCCAUAGUGUCCCAGGCACCCCAAGCCCUAGCAUUGUCGGGACCAUGAGAGUCAUGGGCUAUAAGCCAGAAGAGAUCAUUGAGUCUCUCAGAGAUAACAAAUACAACGAGGUGAUGGCAACUUACCUUAUACUGCAACACCAGUCACCUGGGGGAGACUGUGGCCACAACCAGGUGAAUCCUGUGAAACCCAGGCAGCCGGGCACCGUCCUCCACCUGACAGAGCCUCACACUUUUCCCGGAAGCCUAAGGAGAGCUGAGCCUGUUCCCUACAGCUCCACCUUGCCAUCGAAGGCCCAGGAAAGAGAGGAGGAGCGUUAUUCCAGGCCCCUUCCCAGAUGCCAUAGCAUGCCUGCCACCCUGCGCUGCCAGCCAGACGCACAUCCUCUCCACCUAUCCCACCUGGGCUGUCCUGUUGCUAAGUCCCUCAAGGGCAGCAUCCUGGAAAUGACUGUUUACUUCUCACAGUUUGACUCACGUGACAGCCUCACUAAAAGUGACCAUCCAUCUCGGGCUCUCUACAACGACUUUUCUGCACCGGCCCGGAAUGAGACCACAAGUGACCCAAAGAGCACUAUGUCAUGCAGUCAUCAAGAGGAACACUGGAGUCUCCUGGAGGAAGAGGACAGUUCAAGCUCCUCCUCUGAGGAUUUAUCGGUGAUGACGACCAUCGAAGAGGAAAAGACCCUAACACCGGAAGAUAUCGAUGAAGAAGAAGCACUGACAAAGACCACCUCAUGUAAGAACAUGACUCCAAUGAAAAGGGACCGAGAAGUCACCCUCAGCACCAGUCCUGAAGAGGACAAGCCCCAGCUCCAUGGCUUGCGGGCCAAGGGUUGCGGAUCAGCCUGGAUGAGAUGUGGAAAGCCUCUCAGGCCAGAUGUCCAGGAGCCAGUGUGGUCACAGGAGCCUUCUGCACAGGGCCCACCCCAGUGCAGAUCUGUCCAGACUGUCCAACAACUGUCAGCGUGA